Molecule: messenger RNA, 2348 nt
Organism: Phlebotomus argentipes
Lineage: Eukaryota; Metazoa; Arthropoda; Insecta; Diptera; Psychodidae
Product: short-chain dehydrogenase/reductase family 16C member 6-like
Exons: 5
Coding region: 181-1131 (316 amino acids)
Cellular component (GO): lipid droplet
Molecular function (GO): oxidoreductase activity, acting on the CH-OH group of donors, NAD or NADP as acceptor
Source: RefSeq, a predicted model, not a curated record
CAAAGCGACAAUAUUCAGUUCUCGUCUGGAUUUAAACAGUUUCACACGAUAAAAUUCUCGUCUCUCGUGGUCAUUUCUCAAGUGCAAGUGUGACAUUUUUUUCCUUAUCUGAUAGUCAAUUCGGCAAAGUACUUCGCAGGAUAUUUGCUGACUCCUUUGCACAAUAGAUUCUCAGUAAUAAUGACUGACAAUCGAAAUGCAUCACAGAAUCCAGCGCUGAGGCUGUACUCCGUGUUCACCUUAAUUGCCGACAUCAUCGGCUUGCUGCUGAAAUUUACACUGGAAGUUAUUUAUUCCUUUAUGAAGUUAUUUGUCAAGACGGAACUCAAGGAUGUGAGCGGAGAGGUGGUUCUGAUUACAGGUGCUGGACAUGGAAUUGGACGGGAACUCGCCAUUCAGUACACAGAUCUGGGAUGCGAGGUUGUCUGUUUGGACAUCAACGAGGCGGGCAAUGCCGAAACUGUGGAGAUGGCAAAUGCUCUGCGACAGGGACGCGCUUAUGCCUUCACGUGUGACGUGACGGAUCGCGAUCAGGUGCUGGCGGUGGCCAACAGAAUCCGCGUCCAGGUUGGACAUGUGUCGGUGAUUGUGAACAAUGCCGGUAUCAUGCCGUCGCGGCCGCUGUGGGAGCAGCAGCAUCAGGAGAUUCGGAAGGUGUUUGACGUUAAUGUGAUGGCACACUUCUGGAUCUUCGAGGCCUUCUUGCCGCACAUGAUCGAGAAGAAUCGCGGCCACUUGGUGUCAAUCUCAUCUGUGGUGGGACUCAUAGGUGCGGCCAAUUUAGUGCCGUACUGUGCCUCCAAGUUCGCAGUUCGCGGAAUGAUGGAGGCCCUCUUUGAAGAGCUGCGCGAGCACAAAAUCCCGAUCAAAUUGACCAUAGUGUAUCCCUACAUGGUGGACACGGGCCUGUGCAAGAGCCCCAAGAUGCGCUUUCCCAAGGCCAUGGCUCUGCUGACACCAAAAGCCGCCGCCGCAUCGAUUAUCGAGGCCCACCGACAAGGGCUGCUCGAGGCAACAAUACCGCGCUACAUCGGCUAUCUCAAUAGAUUCUUCCGCAACUAUCCAGUCAACUGUCAGCUUAUGGUGAAAGAUUUUUUCGACAGCGGAGUGGGCACAUCGGAUCUACAGUGAUUUACUUAUUGAAAAUGUGCCAUCGUCUUCUUCGCCUUCCCUCCAAAUAAAUGGACACACACAGCUCAACGGCAACACAACAGCAAAAAGGCUCUGGGGUUGUUUCUUUUUCCCAUAUAUAUAUUCCCAAAUUCCACCUCAGCCCAUGAGAUAAACCUCCAAAUGAGCGGAGGAGGGAGAAAAAAAUUUCGACAACAUGUGAAUAUGAGAAUCCUCGAGAAGAUGGAUAUGAAAAACAGUGAUUUGUAUUCAUCAGAGAAAAAUUUUAAAUGUCUGCAUAUUCUUUUAAUUGUAAUUUGUGCGCUCAACUUAAUCUUGAUAUAUAAAUAUAAGACUUUUCUCUAUCUCAUUCUCUCCUCGUGUGCCUCUUGAGCGAGUUGGAAUCCGCCUAGAUUAGGCAUAAAAGGCUGUGCUGAGAAAUACCAAAAUGAGUCAUGGAAUAAUUUGUAGUUAAAUUAAAUAUAUUUAUCGAAACAUGGAGGGCUCUUGAACAUCCGAAAUUGCGAGAGAUUUUUCACGGCGUUUGUGACUUUCAUUAAAUGGAGAGAUUACGAAAAUAAUUUCUUUUGCACUUAAUGUUUAAAAGCGCUCCGUCUUUCUCUCUGUGAAAUUUCAUUAGAAUUCAUAUAAAUUAACCCACUGAUCACGAUAUUUAACCUUUGUCACUGACAAUUCUCCCUCAAGAAGUGUGCAUAAUUGUGUGGAUAAAAAGAAGAGAGGAAUCUUAAUAUUCUCUUCAUAUACAAUAACACACGAUUUAUAUCCGUCCAGAUUGAAACUACAAAAAAUACCCGCCGUCGCCUCUCAACUCUGGCCAACACAUGGCGCGCUUGGCUUUGUUUGUUAAUGUUAUGUUGUUAUAAUAAUUAUUAAUUACAAGUAUUAAUACACAUAAUAGUCAUAAAUUAUUCAUGGACCGCACUGAACUCAAUCGACAAUCCGUGGAUUUCUUGGUGAGGUGCCUGAUGGAUUGUGAAGUGGCGCGAAGUAUGUGCAUUUUGCGUGUGAAUGAGCGAGAGACCCUCUGAAUUAGAGUGUCGAGACAAGAGAAAUGAGUGGUGUUUGGUUGAUUUCUUCAAAAUAUAAUUUAUUUGGACUAUAGACGCGAAGGAGCAAAAGAAAAAAAUAUACAAUGUAUAGGAGAUUAUUCGAAUUACAAUAUAUAUUAAUUGAUAUUGGUUGUUAAAUCAUAUACAUCAAGGAAUUCUUCUCAAAGA